This is a messenger RNA of Siniperca chuatsi (mandarin fish), 3348 nucleotides long. It is a transcript of the gene oaz2a, whose product is annotated as ornithine decarboxylase antizyme 2a. NCBI's taxonomy places the organism in Eukaryota, Metazoa, Chordata, Actinopteri, Centrarchiformes, Sinipercidae. Gene Ontology annotation, biological process: positive regulation of protein catabolic process. The record is from RefSeq and is a predicted model, not a curated record. Gene Ontology annotation, cellular component: cytoplasm; nucleus. Gene Ontology annotation, molecular function: ornithine decarboxylase inhibitor activity.
UGCGUCACUAGACCGUAGAUUUCACUGCUGUAGAGCGAAGCUGUGAAGGCUAGCCUGUCUCCCCACAAAUAGUCGCACCAGACUUUUAGUGCAACAAGGUUUUGUCUUAAUUUACGGAUGGUGAACUUUUCUGUGGAGUUUUUAUCCAACAGUAAUAGUUUUAGUUGUGAAAAAGGACCUAAAGAUCCGUGUUUCCUCGAAGCUAUCAUGCUGAACACCGAGGAAAGUUCCUGGUUAGCGGGGUCUCGGCUGCCCAGCUCCAUCCCUCAGUCUCCGGGGCCUCUGUGGUGCUCCGAUGCCCCUCACCCACAACUGAAGAUCCCGGGUGGGCGAGGGACUGUCAGGGAUCACUCUCUCGGCGUGCUACUACACAAGGAUGAGAAGUUAACAGUGACACAGGCCGCUCCAGUGGGUGGGAACCCCUCUCUUCUCUGCUUCCACUACCAGCUGACUGAGCGCCGCUCGGCCUUCUGGGAUACGGCUCUAUCAGAAGACAGCCUCUUCCUGGAGAUCCCUGCUGGGGUGCUGGUGGAGGGGAGCAAAGAGGGGCUAACUGCUCUGCUCGAGUUUGCAGAAGAGAAGCUCAAAGUCAACUAUGUGUUCCUGUGGUUCCAUAAAAGCAGAGAGGAUCGAUUGUCAAUCAUCAAGACGUUCCACUACAUGGGCUUUGAGAUGGUGGAGCCGGGCAACCCCAUGGUACCGGCCCGGCCUGAUCUGGCCUUCAUGGUUUACUCUCUGGACAACAGCAGCUCAGACGAGGAGUGACUGCCACACCGUCUCCUGACACCUCCCUCUCCCACCCUUACCCCCUCCCUUCCCUCCCUCCCUCCCCCUUACACCUUCUGCCCAUUUUCUUCCUCAAGCAGUCAAACCCGCCUCAACUCUCACUCUGAGGCAAACCUCCCUCCCAAAAAUCUUCAUUACUGAAUGGAAGGGGUGUCACUUUUUUUUUUUUUAUAGACUUGUGAUUUAAGGGGGUGUUUGGGAGUGGUAGGAUUUCCAUGUGACAUAGACACCCCCGCCUCCCCCCCCUUCCCCGAGGAUAACUGCAGAUUGGAGAAACAGGGAGUGGCGAACUAAGUCUUUACAUGCAUCGUGGGAUUUUGGCUUUUUUUUUUAUUUUUCCUGCUUAAUGAUUCGUCUCUUGGCCACAUUAUUUGUUUGUGCUGCCAUCAACAAGACAAACAAUCAGGAGAAGGUGGUGUUUUACAUUAAAAUUCAGCAUAUCUCUCCUCUGACAGCUUCAACCUUUUUAUAAGGAAAGAGCCUUUAGUUUGUCUUUGUGUGUUGUAUACCAUGCAAGCGGUGUUGGUAGGGGUAAAAAGAGGAAAUUAUGGGUUUGUUAUGGGCAAUAAAAUGUUGUUUUGCUUUAUAAAAUAGAUGGGUGAAAGCCUCAUCUGUUAAAUUUAACAUUAAAGCACAUGUAAACAUUUCUUUACACGUCUUCCUGAUAUAUGUUAAGACAUCAUUCCAGCACGUCAAUCACUCUGGAGUUUUAAAUUUUUUAGAUCUCGUCUGCCCAAAACAAUCUAGCCACAAAUCUGGAAAUACCCUGUUAGUCUCUUCAGACGUGUCAAAGCUAAGAAGCAGCCUGCGUGUUGAAUGUCGCAACAGGGUAGCUGCCAGCUCGCUGAGGCAAACAGCUUCUCUCCUCCUCGUCCUCUGCGUAAUAAUCAGCCGGCCAGGCUGAUGGUGUGAGUUACUGACGUGCUGGAGAGGAGGACGGCCUCACUGUUUCAUUUUGCACGUCACACACAGAAUCAAACGUAUACAAUAAUAUAAUAAUUGUUGGUGUAAGAUGGUCCGGUUUAAAGAGACGCUCCACCUACUGUUACUUUGCAUUAAAAUGUACCCAUGAUGUUUGAAACUAGCGAAGCUUUAGCCCCAGUCUGUGCCUCUGGUGUAUUUCCAUUACAUUCAAGUUACAGAGCUGAACAUUUGUUUUUUUGAAAAAUAAAUAGCCUGCGAUAGUUGUUUUAAACCACUUUCAGGAUUUUCAACACGUUGUUCUGAUGGUAUUUCCAGAAUCCUCAAAGACUCUUCUAACCAUCUGGAUGAAAAAAUAUUCAGUCUGUUUCACGAUAAAGAUUUUUAACCUGUUUCUCAACAGGUGCGGCUAAAUUUCCUAUCCAGGUAAAUUACAUUAUGUCCUUGCUUGUUCUGUACAACACAAAAAAGAGGUUUUUUGUAUAAAAUUGUACAUAAUACAAUUUAAGAUCAAUGUAGAUAAAUAUAACUGAUAACAGAACUGUUUUAUUUGUGUUUCAUGUUGUGAAAAUUUAGCACGGGAGUGAUGUCAUUUCCGGCUCCCAUCUUUGUUUAGAGAAGGAAAAAGAAGCACAACUUGGACUGGAAAUCUUUUUUUAACAAUCAGCAAACAAUAUUUUAACAAUAUUCUGGAAAUAUCUCUGAAAAGAGUUAAGUUUUGUUAAACAACCUGUGUAUUUAUUUAUGUUUGGAAAAAUGGAUUUUAGCACUGAGUGGAAUAAUGUUAGUAGGCCUAUGUGAGCGGCACAAACUGGGGCUAGUGAAGCUUCGUUGAGCCCUGUAGAGUCAUCAGUAGUGCUAUCCCCCACCUGUUGAAAGCUCGAUUUGAAAUGAGGCUUUUUGUGCCUAAAUAGGAGAGUGCAAUGUUAAUAUUUUUUUACUCUUGAGUCUUAUUGGGGAAUGUGUCCAUUUUCCAUAUUUCAUCCCAUGCAGAUUCAGACCCAUGCUAUGGGUGAGAAAAGGAGCUCGUCGUAGGGGCACGACAGGAGCACUUCAGGUGAUUACCAUAUAUGCAAUCAGAGUAAAAAACGCAGGAGGAAUCCUGUACAGGUUUUUUUUUGUUUGUUUGUUUGUUUUUAAGUUUUGUGACUUUUACAAACAAAACGCCAAAGAAUCCAUUCAGUCUGUAACAAGCUGUUAACUGAAAUUUUACGAAAUUUCGUGCUUUUCAAAAAUCAGCGCAUUUAAACCUAGUAUGGUAUGUAUAGCAAUAUUAACCUACAUUCCCCAUGCCAGCCAUACUACCUGUAACACCUCACAGAAACAUGAUCGUAGUCUGUUCCAUGUUGGUGUUGGGAUGGGGUGGGAGCCUUUUUCUUCUGCAUGUGUUCAGAUCAUACGAGUCUUCGUUGCUACUGAUUGAGCCCUGACUAUAAGCUGUUAGGAAAUGUCGAUUAUAUGAAUUUUCUCAGAGGUAUAUUUUUAUGUAUGUAUAUUUCUCAAAUGUUUACUGUGAUAGUUUAGGGAUUUAUUUUUUGUUCUCAGUGACAUAGUUAGCAACCAUUCGAUGACAAUCCACACUUGUAUACUCUGGAAGUUUUUGUCUUGGGGGGGAAAAAACAAUAAAACUUGUUAUCUAAA